This is a messenger RNA of Phacochoerus africanus (Common warthog), 733 nucleotides long. It is a transcript of the gene NDUFB9, whose product is annotated as NADH:ubiquinone oxidoreductase subunit B9. The record is from RefSeq and is a predicted model, not a curated record. The transcript has 4 exons. Lineage: Eukaryota; Metazoa; Chordata; Mammalia; Artiodactyla; Suidae. Gene Ontology annotation, biological process: mitochondrial electron transport, NADH to ubiquinone. The coding region runs from base 146 to 649 and encodes 167 amino acids.
UCGGGGACGGGGUGGGAAGGCGACGUCUCGACCCACAGAGCCCCCGCGUAGACCCGGGUUCGAAUGCAGACUUCGUCGCCCGCAGGUGCGCGAGACCUUGAAGAAUUGCUUAUUUGGCCCAGGCCUCACUUUUCUGAUCAGGAAAAUGGACAGAGGACCCAGUGUCGAGGGUGGCAUGUCGAUUAAGAAAGUGCCUCCAGCGUUCACCAAGGACAAAUACCGGUACUUUGCUUGUUUGAUGAGAGCCCGAUUUGAUGAACACAAGAAUGAAAAGGAUAUGGUGAAGGCCACCCAGCUGCUGAGGCAGGCCGAGGAGGAAUUCUGGUACGGUCAGCACCCUCAGCCAUACAUCUUCCCCGAGUCUCCUGGGGGCACCUCCUACGAGAGAUACGAGUGUUACAAGGUUCCUGAGUGGUGCUUAGAUGACUGGCAUCCUUCUGAGAAAGCCAUGUAUCCUGAUUACUUUGCCAAGAGAGAGCAGUGGAAGAGACUUCGGAGAGAAAGCUGGGAGCGAGAGGUUAAGCAGCUGCAGGAGGAAACCCCACUUGGCGGUCCCAGAACUGAAGCUUUGCCUCCAGCCCGAAAGGAAGGUGAUUUGCCCCCACUGUGGUGGCAUAUUGUGACCAGGCCCCGAGAACGGCCCAUGUAGGGGAAGAUGCCUCACCAGUCCCAUGUGCAAGUGAAAUAAAUUAUAGGACAUACGCUUGCCCUAAUAAAAUAACUCAAUAUGGUA